AUGUCUACCAUUGGCGGGCAAGACAACGGUCCACCUAUCUUCAAAUCCGUUUCCAGCUCGGCUAGACAGCUCUUCCAGUUACUCAAUUGCAUUCGAUUUGCACCCAAGGCACAAGUUCAGAUCAGUCCGGAAGGCAUACGCUUUGCUGUUGAGGAGUCUCGUGUUAUGCAAGGAAUCGUCUUCCUCGACAAAGCUCUCUUUACCACAUUCAAUUGCAGUCUACCAGAACCAGAAGCUGUAGCAGACGAUACUGAAGCCGAAGCUCCCGAAUAUCCCAAUUUCCAAAUUUCUCUUGCAGCGCUCCUCGAAACUCUCCAGAUUUUCGGCGCAGCAGAUCCUGCAAAUGCACGAUUCCUAAAGUCUGAUAACGACGGAUACUCCAGCAACAUACGACCAGGUCGUCCCAAUGCAUUCAGCAACCAAGCUCUCGGAAUGGCUGGUGUCUGUCGACUAUCAUACGCUGGCAUUGGGUCGCCCUUCAGCAUCAUACUGGAAGAAUCAGGAGUUACGACCACAUGCAAUCUCAACACUUACGAGCCCGAAAAUCCCGAAGAAAUCCCGUUCCAACGAGACGCCAUGCAAGUCAAAAUCAUUAUGCAAGCACGCUGGCUUUUCGAUGCUGUUUCCGAGCUGAGUGCUACUUCUCCAACACGUCUUGACCUUACUGCUCAUCCUGGUGCGCCGUACUUAAGUCUAUCAGCUGUUGGUCCUCUUGGCAGCGCAAGUGUCGAGUUUGCCAAGGGCAGAGAAUUGCUUGAGACUUUUACCGUGGCUGAGAAGUGGACUCAGAGCUAUAAGUUCGAAAUGAUCAAGUCCGCAGCUGAAGCUAUGAGAUUAGCCAGCAAGGUCAGCGUUCGAGGUGAUGAGCAAGGUGUUCUAAGUUUGCAGUUCAUGGUUGAAGUUGAGGGCGGUGGUAUCAGUUUCGUUGAUUUUAGAUUUGUUCCUUUUAUUCGUGGUGAAGAUGAUGAAGAAGAAGAGGGUGAAGAAGAGGGUAGUGAGGAUGAUGAAUAUGGUGAUGAAGAAGAUUUGCUGCAGAAUUAA
This is a messenger RNA of Cadophora gregata, 1041 nucleotides long. RefSeq names its product ssDNA endodeoxyribonuclease (gene RAD1). The coding region runs from base 1 to 1041 and encodes 346 amino acids. The transcript has 2 exons. NCBI's taxonomy places the organism in Eukaryota, Fungi, Ascomycota, Leotiomycetes, Helotiales, Ploettnerulaceae. Gene Ontology annotation, cellular component: checkpoint clamp complex. Gene Ontology annotation, biological process: DNA repair; DNA damage checkpoint signaling. The record is from RefSeq and is a predicted model, not a curated record.